This is a messenger RNA of Zymoseptoria tritici IPO323, 1410 nucleotides long. RefSeq lists its product as uncharacterized. NCBI's taxonomy places the organism in Eukaryota, Fungi, Ascomycota, Dothideomycetes, Mycosphaerellales, Mycosphaerellaceae. The record is from RefSeq and is a predicted model, not a curated record. The transcript has a single exon. The coding region runs from base 1 to 1410 and encodes 469 amino acids.
AUGGCGUCUCCCACCAGCCCAUCCACACCUCCCUCACCUCCAUCCACCCACCAACUCCCCCAACGCCGCCGCCGAACAGUCGCCUUCUUCGAACCCCUCCCCUCCACCCCUCGUUCCCCCCGACAACCCCAAGCCCAGAUCUCCAACUUCGCCCACCGCCGCACCAGCAGCAGCACCACCAUCAACCCACAACACAGACGUUUUGCUCCCACCGCUGGGCAUCAGCUCUUCCGCACCCUCAAACCGCUCGUCUGGACUCUCACCGCUGUUCUGCUGAUCUUGCUCCCCACCCUCGCGGGGUUCGCUGUGAUGAAAAUAGUGCUGCGGGGAGCGUGUUCGAUCUUCCCUGCCGCGACGCCGGGGUGUGGUGGAUACAUUCACUCAGGAUUGGCGAGGCAUACAUCUCCGACGACGGCGAAGUCGACGGUGCUAAGUGGGAGUUUUGCGGCGUUGGAGCCGUUGACGGAAAUGAGUCCCACGUUGGAGUUUGUGGGGUAUGCGAUGUUUCUCGCUUCGUUCAAUUUGACUGCUACGCUGGAUAUUCUUGGGCCGUUGGCUGGUUCGAACGCGACGGAGGGUGGACCUUUGGGAGAGAGGAGAUUGAAGGGGUUGGCGAUGGCGGCGAAUAAAGCGAGUUUUGGCGUGGAUGCUUGGACGGGGAGUGAUUAUGUUUUUCGGCAUGAGGGGUUUGUGAGAGGGGGGAUGGAGGGGGUUGAGGGAAGGGGGGUGGGAUGGUUGAGUGGGAGGUUGGGAGAGGUGGUGGAAGGGAGGAGGGAUGGGUGGAAAGAGAAGGUGUUGGGGAGGGUUGUGCCGUAUGGAGGACGGUGGGGUGUGGAGAGUAGGAUUUUGGGGGUGUAUGGGGAGUUUUUGGAGGUGCAGGUGAAGGCGGUGGAGGAGAUGGUUGUGUUGACGAAAGGAGCGAGGUUGGCGGUUGGGAAGUGGAGGGAAGAGGUGAGGGGGUUGGAGAGGGGGUUGGAGAGGUAUGAUGAGAGGAGUUAUGAUGGGUGGUUUGUUAGGCCGAGGGAGGGUUGUGCGUUUGAUGCGAGGGAGGAGGGGAGGAGGGUGAGGGGAGUUGGUGAAGCGGUGAGGUGGAUGGCGGAUGUAUUGGCACGGGCGGAGGAGUUGUAUGUGGGGUUGUUGAGGGAGGUCGUGAGGGCGAGGGAAGAGAUUGAGAUGGGGAAGUCGAGGGUAAGAAGUCUCUUUGGAGGGUCAGCAGUAGGAGAGGAGGCAUUGAAGGAGCUGCUGAACCGAGAAAGGAAGCAGAUGGACGAGGUCAUGAAGAGCGACCGGGCAGGCAUGGCGAUUGUAGAGGAGAUUGGCAAUGAAUUGAUGGAAGCCGAAGACGAUGGGUUGGCGGUGAAGAGGAAGAUGGAAGCUGCGAUCGCAGAGAGGAGGAUAGAAUGGUGGUAG